Paramecium tetraurelia is the source of this 750-nucleotide messenger RNA. RefSeq lists its product as uncharacterized. The record is from RefSeq and is a predicted model, not a curated record. Lineage: Eukaryota; Ciliophora; Oligohymenophorea; Peniculida; Parameciidae. The transcript has 3 exons. Gene Ontology annotation, cellular component: membrane.
UAAUAAUAUUAAACUCAAAUGAUUCCAACAAUUAUACAUUUAGUGCAAUUGAUUGUGCACACAUACUUUAUGUAUGUCAAUUUUGACUCAAAAUCAAUCGAAGAAUUCUGGAACUAAAUAAAGUACUUGACAAAUAUCAGCAAUUUGUGCAUGUACUCCUUCCUCAUCCCACAGGUCGUGGAAGACUUCAAAUUCAUCCGUAGAAGAGGAUGGCUUAUCAACAUCCCAAGACAUCACACUUUCACUCACUAUGCAUACUAGUGCAUGAAUCCAAUUAUAUUUAUAGUUAUGACUAUGUUUUGGACAAUGUUUCUGAUUGACCCCAAGUUGAUCUUCGCCAAUAGAGAUGUUAGUUAAAUUGAUAUGGUCCUUAUGUGUUAUGUUCACGGAGGAAACUGGAUUUUAAUGUAACUCAACCAAUUCGAAAAAUAGCCUCAUUUAAAGAUGAGAAUCAAAGGACUUAAUCUACUUUGUCUACGUUGUACUCUACUUUGGAAUUUAUGGCCUUCAUUAUUUGAUAUAUGAAUAACAUGUCUAUGGCUUUCAAGCUUUACUUUCCAAGUUCGAACUUGUCUCCAUGUACGCAAUUUUAUUUGCCACUCUGUUUGGUUUAGAUGUUGUUUACAAUAAAGUGUUAUUCAAACCACGCCAGAACUUUGUGUAAAUCAAAAAUCAUUGACGUUGAUUGACUAAUUAUAAUAUAUCUUAUAAUAUGUAAUAAUCGUUAAUAAAUAAUAAUAUUUGCUUUAA